Seriola aureovittata is the source of this 2137-nucleotide messenger RNA. RefSeq names its product iroquois homeobox 5a (gene irx5a). Bases 471 to 1844 code for a protein of 457 amino acids. The record is from RefSeq and is a predicted model, not a curated record. NCBI's taxonomy places the organism in Eukaryota, Metazoa, Chordata, Actinopteri, Carangiformes, Carangidae. The transcript has 3 exons. Gene Ontology annotation, molecular function: DNA-binding transcription factor activity, RNA polymerase II-specific; RNA polymerase II cis-regulatory region sequence-specific DNA binding. Gene Ontology annotation, biological process: regulation of transcription by RNA polymerase II; neuron differentiation; cell development. Gene Ontology annotation, cellular component: nucleus.
GGGCUGUGGUUACCCAACAUAAGCUUGCCUUUUCCUUCGGUGACUACACCCCGAGAGGAGGAGCAUAGUGUGCAGCGUAGUAGGCGUCAGGAUCCUCAAUUUCCAACUUAGCAUCUUGGCAGGACAUUUUCCCAAGCAAAGCCCCCGUCCGACGGGUAAAAAAAAAACUUCUGCACGGGCAUGAGAGCGACGGUGCAACUCAGAUAAGGGAGCAACAGAAAAACAAAACGAGACAAAACAUCCGACGGGCAGCAGCUGACUGGCAGCGACCAAAACAAUCCAUUCAGUAUCUAAGCCGAUUUUUUAUUUAGUCACUCUUACUUUUUUUUGUCUUCACCACUGUCAUUUAGAAGGGGGGACAGACAGCGGGUCUGCAGACACACGGCUCUAUGCGCUCCGACAGCAGCGCAUGAGAAAAUAAAGGGGGGAAAGUGCGCAAGUUAAGUGGCUUAUACUCUCUGGGCUCCAGCAUGGCGUAUCCUCAGGGCUACUUGUACCAGCCGUCCGCUUCUUUAGCCCUGUAUUCAUGCCCUGCGUACAGCACCAGCGUUAUAUCCGGACCCAGAACCGAGGAACUUGGGAGAUCCUCUUCGGGAUCUGCUUUUGCGCCCUAUGCCGGAUCUACUGCGUUCACCAGCGCCUCGCCAGGCUACAACUCCCACUUACCAUACAGUGCAGACGCGGCGGCAGCUGCCACAUUCACCUCGUACGUGGUGAGUAAACUAAAGAGUUCUCCCUAUGACCACACUACGGGUAUGGCGGGCUCAAUAGGAUACCACCCUUACGCAGCACCCUUGGGCACCUACCCUUAUGGUGACCCAGCAUACCGUAAAAACGCAACCCGGGACGCCACUGCCACCCUGAAGGCCUGGCUCAAUGAGCACCGCAAAAACCCCUACCCCACUAAGGGCGAGAAGAUCAUGCUGGCCAUCAUCACCAAAAUGACCCUCACCCAGGUGUCCACCUGGUUCGCCAACGCCAGGAGGAGGCUAAAGAAAGAGAACAAGAUGACCUGGACCCCCCGGAACCGGAGCGAGGACGAGGAGGAGGACGAGAAUAUUGAUUUGGAGAAAAAUGACGACGACGAGCCAAACAAGCCCACAGACAAGGGAGACUCCACAGACACAGAAGCAGAUCAUAAACUGCUGAACCCAGGGGACAUAGGCUGCGACAGAUUUAAAGAGGAGAGCCAUGGCAAAGACACGGAUCCCCUUCUGAGCGACUCGGAGUUAAAAGACCAGGAGGAGCGGACUACAGACUUGCUGCCGGAUUCCUCAAAACCAACCACUUCGUCUCCCUCGGCGGUGCCCCGGGGGAACCAGACCGUUGCGCAACAAGACAAGCCGUCAGAUUUGAGCCAUGCACCGGGUACGGUGACCAGCAACGUGACCUCUGUUAUCCACUCGCCCCCCUCGGCCCCUAAACCAAAACUGUGGUCCCUUGCGGAGAUCGCCACGUCCUCAGACAGGUGUAAGGGCAGCGGAGAGGCGCCACAGGCUUGUCCCGGUUUGGGUCAGAGCGCAGUAAUGGGCACCAACGCGUCUCCAUCACGGUCCUCCCCUCAGUGCCCGCUCCCCAACAGCACGGUCCUAUCCAGGCCUCUGUACUACACCUCCCCUUUCUACCCCGGCUACACGAACUAUGGUGGCAGCUUUGGACACCUUCACAGUAACCACGGCUCGGUAACCACGGGCUCCACGGCACAUUUCAAUGGAUUAAACCAGACUGUGUUAAAUAGAGCAGAGGCUUUGGUAAGAGAGAGCCAGAAAGUCAGAGGCCAAACGCAGGUAGAUCUUUGUAAAGACUCCCCUUAUGAACUAAAGAAAGGUAUGUCAAACAUUUAAUACCUGAUAUUUUCCACUCACCGCGGACUUUUAUUUAUUUUUUGUGGUUGCAUUAAAAAAAAAGAAAAAGAAUGAUGAAGCAAAUUCUAAGAACAGUUAUUUUCUGAGUAAAUGCUUAUCCUCAAAUUUUUAGUUUCUGAAUGGUUAAUCCUAAAAUGUAACAAGAAUGGUCUUAAUCGCUGCAGCCGCCUGAGUCUAUUUGUAUUAAAGACUAACAUGUAUAUUUAAUGUAGCAUUUUUGUAUUUAAAAUGGACAACACACUAUCUUUGAAGUAAAUUAUGGAAAAAAUACA